This is a messenger RNA of Stegostoma tigrinum, 3315 nucleotides long. RefSeq names its product wingless-type MMTV integration site family, member 3A (gene wnt3a). Lineage: Eukaryota; Metazoa; Chordata; Chondrichthyes; Orectolobiformes; Stegostomatidae. The record is from RefSeq and is a predicted model, not a curated record. Gene Ontology annotation, molecular function: frizzled binding; cytokine activity. Gene Ontology annotation, cellular component: extracellular region. The transcript is spliced from 4 exons. The coding region runs from base 203 to 1084 and encodes 293 amino acids. Gene Ontology annotation, biological process: multicellular organism development; neuron differentiation; cell fate commitment.
AGCAGAACUCAAGCCCUAGGCCACAGAAAAAGGGGCAGGCCUCUGUGGAGGGACCAUCUAACAGGGAUUUCUAACAUUAAGUGAUUAAUUUUAUUGGUCGUUGGCAGUUGGUCAUCAGUACUCAACAUUGGCAACUCAGCCAAUCCUGUGCGGAAGUAUCCCUGGGCUUGUACCAAAGCAGUUGCGGUUUUGCCGGAAUUACAUGGAGAUUAUGCCAAGUGUGGCGGAAGGAGUGAAAAUCGGGAUACAGGAAUGCCAGCAUCAAUUUCGAGGGAGGAGAUGGAACUGCACAACAGUUGAAGAUAAUUUGGCAAUCUUUGGACCUGUUUUGGAUAAAGCAACAAGGGAAUCUGCUUUUGUUCAUGCCAUCGCCUCAGCAGGUGUCGCCUUUGCCAUUACUCGCUCAUGUGCCGAGGGCACUGCUAACAUCUGUGGCUGUGACAACCAGCAUAAGGGCAAGCCGGGCGAAGGCUGGAAGUGGGGAGGAUGCAGUGAGGAUGUGGAGUUCGGGAGCAUGGUGUCACGAGAGUUUGCAGAUGCGCGAGAGAACAGACCAGAUGCACGUUCCGCCAUGAAUCGGCACAACAAUGAGGCAGGCCGCAUGGCUAUUUUGGAUCACAUGCAUCUGAAGUGCAAGUGUCAUGGACUAUCAGGGAGCUGUGAGGUGAAGACAUGCUGGUGGUCACAGCCUGACUUCCGUGUGAUUGGAGAUUACUUAAAAGAUAAGUAUGAUAGUGCCUCUGAGAUGAUCGUGGAGAAACAUCGAGAGUCCAGAGGUUGGGUGGAGACCCUUCGUCCCAAGUAUGCUUUGUUCAAAGCUCCAACAGAGAGAGAUUUGGUCUACUAUGACACAUCACCAAAUUUCUGCAACCCUGACCCUUUGACUGGCUCAUUUGGCACGCGACACCGGAAGUGCAACAUCACAUCACAUGGAAUUGAUGGAUGUGAAUUACUAUGCUGUGGCCGUGGACAUGACACAAGGACUGAGAAACGUAGGGAGAAGUGUCACUGUGUCUUUCACUGGUGUUGUCAUGUGAGCUGCCAAGAAUGCACACGCAUCCACAAUGUUCAUACUUGCAAAUAGAGAAAGGAAGAGGCUUUCAGGGAAAUUGGUGAUGGUCCUGAGCUGAAACAUGUAGAAGAUCAAGAUCUUAAGCCAAGGCUCAUCUUUGUGCCCAUGGAUCGAUCUUACUUUGCGGACAAUGCCUUUUAUGCACUCAUAUAGAAAAACAAGAGCUGACCAAACCUUCACACAGUUUAAACUUGCAGCCUGAUCACAAAAAGUGACAAAAUCAGGAUUGUAACCUUUAUAGCAUUGGAAAGCCUUCAGACCAUCUGACACAAAGAAGCCAAUACUGAAAGAACAAGAGUGGAUCCUAAGCUCUGCUAUCUAACAUUUACAUCAAAGAAAUAGAAAAACUAUUUGCUCGAGGUCUGAAAGGGAAUUCUAGAAGUGAGAGACAGGCUACCAAUGAACGUUCUGAGUGAAAAUAAAGAUCAGAAUGACAAGGCCCACUGGGCAGAUGUGGUAGUGUAAUUACUGUGGACCUAUUAAAGCUUUUGAAUAAAUUCUAACAUGGUAGGCUUUCUAAGAAAUUCUGUUUAUGCAAGUGUCUGCUUACUCAUGUUUCUUGAUGGUUUUGUUCAAUUUGUUCAUUUUCAAGAGCAGAUUGUCUACGGAUGUACUAACGUUGCUCAAUAUCUAAACCAUUUAUUCAGUCAAAUAUGUUGCUUGGCUAUAAAAUGUCCUUCUUUAUUAAGUCUGACUAGUUUACAAUGAGAACAUCCACGAAAGGCAUCCUACAAUUGAUGUGACCUCCAGCUAUUCAGUAAUGCAAGCGUUUUCAUUUUAUAUUUGCAAACAAAACAAGCCUCUCCCAUCUUUGACAUUCUAACCUUUUAAAGUCUAAAUGAACAUUAUUUUUCAUAGCAACAAGCUUUUUCAGGUCUUGAUAAAUCAUCAAGUUACCAAGAUCUCAAGACAAUGCCUUGAUCAAUCAUAGCCAACCUGCCUGGUUUAAAAUUCAAAGCUUGUCAGCUGAUUUUCAAUUAUUAUUAACUUGUGCAGUCUCCAUUGUAAUGCCAAUCAGAAUCUACUUGCCAAACAUUUGGUGCCCUCUCCACUUGCAAAAUGGUUUUGUGGAUUAUUCAAAUGAGUAUAAGAUGAAAAGCUUUGACAAAAUGUAUCUUUAUCAGCAAUACUAAAGUAAGUUACCGUAAUAAAACAAGUAAUCAAAAAUGGAGAAUAAUAAUGAAUUUUAGACGCUUGACUCUGUUUAGAAAAUAAUUGAGCUGCGCAAAGUGGGUACCCUGUCAAUGUGUUAGUCCAUCAGUCCAAUUUUUUUGAUAUAUAUUAAUCACAUCAUGUGUUAAAUAUCUAAAAGGAAUGUUGGACAUCGGUAAUCCUCCUCCUCCUCCUCCUCCUGCUCCUCUGAUGCUGCUUGGCCUGCUGUGUUCAUCCCUCUCUACACUUUGUUAUCUCAGAUUCUCUGGUAUCAGCAGUGCCUACUAUCUCUCCGUUAAUUUCUUUUUUUUCACGACAUUGACACUGUGGCCUGAAUAUUGCCACAAGCUUUGAAAUCCUGACAUUAUGUAAAAUUGAUCUCCAAGCCUGUAUUUAUUGGCAGCAGGAUUGCUUCAGCGGUUUUGUCACAGGCAUAUCUCCUAGUCCACACACAUGCUGUCCUGUUGAAGAUGGGGGGGUGGCUCCUGGCACUGCAGGCCUAGUUACCCUUCGGAGGAGCCAAGAGAACUCCGUCCCUGCUCAUGGCUCCCUCUUUGGCCAUGAAGCCACUGGUGCCAAUGCUGCAGGCUAACUUAGGGAGGCCACCUUUGGUUAGCUCUUCAGGGUAACAGACUCACCCCACCAUUGGCAAAAUGUUGAUGGCCCCACAAGGGAAUUCCCAGUAAGAUCAUUGAUUAUACUAAUAGCGGUCCGCCUCCUGGAGUGUCUAUCAAGCCCUCCUGUGGGUAAAAUUCUCCAAUGGGGAAAUGACAUCAACCCCCCCACAAUUGUACAGGUACCUGAUUGCCAGGGAAUGUAAAAUCCUUGUCCAUGAACUCAAUAUUAGAAACAUUCAGUAUGGCUAUCACCAGCAUUCUGUCACCAUUUUCAGAAUUAACAGCAAUAAUUCUGGCUUCAAGGGGACUGCAACGAUAAAUUUACAGGCAGCAACUUUUUUAAAAAAGGCGAGGCAACAGUGAGUUUGAUUAUUUCAAAGAAGCCUUGCUGAGUUACUGUGGUGUAUUCUGCAAAUAGUACACACUCCCGCCAUGGUGCUUCUAUGGUGAAGGGAUUCAAUUGUUAAUGUUUGA